Messenger RNA from Ogataea angusta, 2580 nucleotides. RefSeq lists its product as uncharacterized. NCBI's taxonomy places the organism in Eukaryota, Fungi, Ascomycota, Pichiomycetes, Pichiales, Pichiaceae. The coding region runs from base 1 to 2580 and encodes 859 amino acids. Gene Ontology annotation, biological process: nitrate assimilation; nitric oxide biosynthetic process. Gene Ontology annotation, molecular function: heme binding; molybdenum ion binding; molybdopterin cofactor binding. The record is from RefSeq and is a predicted model, not a curated record. The transcript has a single exon.
AUGGACUCUGUUGUCACUGAGGUAACUUACGGUCUAGAGAUCAAGAAGAUCAAGAAGAUCACGGAUCUGCCAUUUCCGGUCAGACAGGACUCUCCUUUAACCGAGGUGCUUCCUGCAGAUCUGAAGACCAAAGAUAAUUUCGUCGCUAGAGAUCCCGACCUUCUUAGACUUACUGGUUCGCACCCAUUCAACUCUGAGCCGCCACUGGGAAAGCUCUACAACUCUGGGUUUCUCACCCCAGUGAGUCUUCAUUUUGUCAGGAACCAUGGUCCUGUUCCUUACGUUCCUGAUGAAAGUAUUUUAGAUUGGGAAGUUUCAAUUGAAGGCAUGGUCGAGACUCCAUACAAAAUCAAAUUGUCGGAAAUAAUGGAACAGUUUGAUAUCUAUACAACUCCCGUGACUAUGGUCUGUGCUGGAAACAGGAGAAAGGAGCAGAACAUGGUAAAAAAGGGGACCGGUUUCAACUGGGGAGCAGCUGGAACAUCCACCUCUCUUUGGACAGGUUGCAUGCUUGGAGAUGUGAUUGGCAAGGCCAGACCCUUGAAAAGAGCCAGAUACAUAUGGAUGGAAGGUGCAGACAACCCAGCAAACGGUGCAUACGGUACCUGUGUUCGCUUAAACUGGGCUAUGGACCCUGAACGAUGCAUUAUGAUGGCAUACAAACAGAACGGCGAGUGGCUGCAUCCUGACCAUGGAAAGCCGCUCCGAGUAGUGAUCCCUGGUGUCAUUGGUGGACGAUCAGUCAAAUGGCUAAGAAAAUUAGUGGUGAGCGACCGACCUUCUGAGAACUGGUACCACUAUUUCGAUAAUCGUGUUCUGCCAACAAUGGUGACUCCAGAAAUGGCCAAAAGUGAUGACAGGUGGUGGAAAGACGAGCGAUAUGCCAUUUACGACCUGAACUUGCAAACAAUCACUUGCAAGCCUGAAAACCAGCAGGUUAUCAAGAUUUCGGAAGACGAGUACGAAAUUGCAGGUUUUGGCUACAAUGGAGGUGGAAUCAGAAUAGGCCGAAUUGAGAUCAGUCUCGACAAGGGGAAGACCUGGAAACUGACCGAGAUUGACUAUCCAGAAGACAGAUAUAGGGAGGCUGGAUAUUUCAGGUUGUUUGGCGGACUUGUGAACGUUUGUGACAGAAUGAGCUGCUUGUGCUGGUGCUUCUGGAAGCUCAAGGUUCCUAUUUCUGAACUAGCGGCGUCAAAAGAUAUUCUCGUCCGUGGAAUGGACGAGCGUAUGGUGGUCCAGCCGCGCACAAUGUACUGGAACGUAACGUCUAUGCUGAACAAUUGGUGGUAUAGGGUUGCUAUUAUCCGUGAGGGUGACAAUCUUCGAUUUGAGCAUCCGGUGGUGGCCAACAAGCCUGGCGGCUGGAUGGACAGGGUCAAGGCAGAGGGUGGAGAUAUUCUGGACAGUAAUUGGGGCGAAGUGGACGACACGGUCAAGCAGACAGAAAGAAAGCCGCGUGUUGAUGAGGAUAUCGAAAUGAUGUGCAACCCAGACAAAAUGGAUGUCAUUAUCAGAUACUCAGAGUUUGAGGCACACAAGGACAGCGAGACAGAGCCCUGGUUUGCUGUAAAGGGUCACGUUUUCGAUGGCAGCUCGUAUCUGGAAGACCAUCCGGGAGGAGCACAAUCGAUCUUGAUGGUGAGCGGCGAAGAUGCCACCGACGACUUUAUUGCUAUUCACUCAUCUUAUGCCAAGAAGUUGCUUCCUCCCAUGCACUUAGGAAGACUUGAAGAUGUCAGCUCUGUUACCAAAGUAGAGUCUGUCGCGGAAAAUGUCAAGCGAGACGUUUUGCUCGAUCCGCGAAAAUGGCACAAGAUAACACUUGCGGAAAAAGAGAUCAUCUCUUCCGACUCGAGAAUAUUCAAAUUCGACCUUGAGCAUCCAGAACAGCUUAUUGGUCUCCCAACGGGUAAACACUUGUUUCUGAGGCUUAAAGAUUUAUCUGGCAAGUAUGUGAUGAGAGCAUACACCCCUAAAUCAAACAAUACUCUGCGAGGUCGUCUGGAAAUACUGAUAAAGAUUUACUUUCCAAAUAAGGAAUACCCCAACGGCGGAAUUAUGACAAAUCUUAUCGAAAACCUGCAGGUGGGGAACCAAAUCGAGGUGAAAGGACCUGUCGGCGAAUUUGAGUAUGUCAAGUGCGGGAAGUGCAUUUUCAACAACAAGCCUUACCAGAUGACGCAUUUCGUAAUGAUUUCGGGAGGAUCGGGCAUCACCCCAACUUAUCAGGUCUUGCAGGCUAUUUUCAGCGAUCCUUCCGAUAGAACAUGCGUGCAAUUAUUUUUCGGUAACAAAAAAGCCGACGACAUCCUGCUUCGAGAAGAGCUUGACAACCUUCAGAAAAGACACCCGGAACAAUUCAAAGUUGACUACUCGUUGUCGGAUUUGCAGAAUCUGCCGGAAAGCUGGAACGGGUUGACAGGCAGGCUAACGUUCAACAUUCUGGACAACUACGUCCAGGGAAAAAACACGGGGGAGUAUAUGCUACUGGUAUGUGGACCGCCGGGAAUGAACGGUGUGGUCGAAAACUGGUGCAAAGCGCGCAACUUGGAUAAACAGUAUGUAGUGUACUUCUGA